CCGUGACCCACCCGUCCCAAUGCGGCAACGUUCUGGCCAAUCAUCGAUCCCCGCUCUGGCCCCAUGCCUUGCAGCCUCGCAAGGCUCCCAGGCUCUCUCUCUCUUACUCUUUCUUUAUCUUUUGUCUCUCUUUCUCCAUCUCUCGUUCUUCUUCAUCUCUCAUCUCCAUCUCUCUUUUUCACUCCUUCAUCUAUUCUUUUCUUUCUACUUUCGGGGUGUUGGAGUCUCGAUGGGUCAUCCCUUUCCCUGUCUCUCUCGUUCCUGAAUGCCUUGAUUCAUCCUCCCCUCGUUCCACGGUUUAUACUGAACUAACCAGGGCCCUCCACUUCCUCUCCCUUCUCUCUCAUAUAUCCUUCAUUGGGCCUAUUUGAUCUAUCUAAAUCGGUGGAGAUGGCGGAAGAAACUCAAGUGAUGUCGAUCCAGCAGCGGAUCGCUGCCUUGAAGCACGCUCAGACCGGUCAUGGGCCCGAGAGCGCUCCAUCUCCGGGGAUCGCAAAGCAGGUCACUUUGCCCGCACGCCCCGCCGCCCCCCCUCCCUACAGCGCUAUCAACUACUCCCCGGUCAAUGGGGAUACUCGACCACCGCCUACCCCGGGAUCGACGGGUCAAAGACCCAAGGUCCCGCCACCGUUGCCCUCGCGCAAGAACUCGAACCAACCAGCGCCAGCCCUGCCGCCCCGCCGACCGUCCCAGGACCCGUCGCGAAGGAACUCGGUAGAGUCGACGGCCUCGGACAUCUCUCGAUCAACUACAACCAGCGCAAGCCGAGCAUCAUCGAUCGCGACGUCAGCCACCUCGGUGGAUUCGGGUCGCUUGCGGGCGCCCCCCUUGGAGGAGGCCAAUCUCCCCCCCCUUCCGCCCAAGAGACAAUCCACCCAGCCAUCAUCGCGUCCGAUGUCAUCUCGCACGUCGAGUGAUUCCCAGCCCAGACUACCGCCCCGUCGACCCUCAAGCAACAGUCUCCGGACCAACGGCAGUAGCCUCACAUCCGCCGAUACUCGGCCACCUCUUCCUUCCAGAAACAGUCAGAGUCGAUCAUCUCUGGCGAACGGGGGUGUCAGUACUCAGCCAGCAACGAGGAAUCUUCCCCCACCGCCCACAGACAUCGUGCUUGGAAAUGCUAGGGAGUCUGGGUUCGGGCGCAUGAACCGAGCGUCUCCGGUUCCCAAUGGCAUUCCGCCCCCCGUACCACUUGCAUCCCGCCCAGACCUGUCGAAGCUCCAGGCCACGAAACCGCAUCCCCCGGCCUCCGGAACGUCGCCGGCGACACCCACCGCGUCGUGCAUGCUGUGCCGCGACUUCUCCGCCCCCGACGCCCACGCCGCGCGGUAUCCCCGUCAGUCGCUGCCCACGCACGAUCUGGGCUGGCUGGCCCGGGAGCUCACGGAGCCCUUCCCGUCCCAUACCGACAAGGCCCGGGCCCUCUUCACAUGGUGCCACCACAACGUCGAAUAUGAUGUCCACUCCUAUUUCAAUAAAUGCAUCCAACGGUCCACACCCGAGUCGACCGCCCGCACCGGGCUGGCGGUAUGCCAGGGCUACGGUGAGCUGUAUGCGACGCUGGCGAACAGCGUGGGUAUGGAGGCCGUCGUCAUCUCCGGUCACGGCAAAGGAUUUGGAUACAACGCCCCGGCGCCGGGUGCUCCGAUACCGACCCCGAACCUGGGCGGUCACGCGUGGAAUGCGGUCCGCAUUGACCAUGGCCAGUGGAAGCUGCUCGACGCAUGCUGGGGCGCAGGCAACGUCAAAGGCAAGGGACUGCCGUACGAGAAAGCAUUCAAGCCCGCCAUGUUCACCAUGUCCAACGACGAGUUCGGUCUCCGGCACUUCCCCAAGGACCCCACUCGAUUCUACCGGGACGAUGGUCGGCCGACGAUCACUUGGGAGGAGUACAUCCUCUCCAACCCGGAUGCGCUAGGGCCGAUCCGUCCCCCUCAGACCUUCCUCGGCCUCGAGGAGUUCGACAUUGACCCGCGCUCAUUCCGCCCGGGAGGCCCCACAAUCUCGAUCUCGCAACCCGGUCCGCUCCGGUUCCAGUUCGGUUUCCGCUGCGAGCAUUGGACGCUAGAACGGCACUGUCGCCAGCCACGGCCCGGCUGCUUCCUGCUGUGGACCCACGGGGUAGACGGCCGCCAGGUUCAGCGGCUGCCGUUCACGCACGUUCGGGGCAGCACGCCGGGUGGGGGCGGCGACUACUGGUAUGUUGACGUGCCAAAUGCGCGGAUGCUCGGGGCUGCGGGCCAGGAACUGAACGUUGCGGUCGUGAAGACCAUGGGCGAUCGACACGACUGCCGCGGUGUGACACCCGAGGAGUACCGGCGAGCGGAGGGGCGCGUGGGUAUGAGCUGGUCGUACCUGGCACAGUGGAAUUUGGUGGCGUAGAUCUUUCCUCUUUUUUUU
Molecule: messenger RNA, 2400 nt
Organism: Aspergillus candidus
Lineage: Eukaryota; Fungi; Ascomycota; Eurotiomycetes; Eurotiales; Aspergillaceae
Exons: 1
Coding region: 391-2382 (663 amino acids)
Source: RefSeq, a predicted model, not a curated record